Molecule: messenger RNA, 1494 nt
Organism: Temnothorax curvispinosus
Lineage: Eukaryota; Metazoa; Arthropoda; Insecta; Hymenoptera; Formicidae
Exons: 2
Biological process (GO): DNA integration
Molecular function (GO): nucleic acid binding
Source: RefSeq, a predicted model, not a curated record
AUGGACACAUCCGGGGAAGUUUCUGUCCAUUUGGUGGUGGCAAAGACCAAGGUGGCCCCGGUCCGACCGGUCACCAUACCGCAAUUGGAGCAAGGCGCCCUGUUGCUCACUGAGCUACUCAACGCAACCGGCAAGGGUCUCGACUUGAGCGGUGCGCAGAAAUUCCUUCACAACACCCGUAACCCCCGGAACAAGAAAGAGGGCUUUGUCACCAGAGACGAACUGGACGCGGCUCGACUCCGCUGGGUAAGAAUUGCGCAGCGGCACAACUUUCCGGACGAGAUAGCGCAACUCGGGGACUCAAGGCCACUCCCGGCUCGUUCUCCUCUCUUGCCGCUCUGCCCAUUUUUGAACCACGAAGGGCUGCUGCGCCUGGGUGGCCGCCUGCAGCACGCAUUGCUGCCCUUUGAGAAGAAGCACUCACUUAUACUGGCAAAAGACAACCCUCUCUCCCUCCUGCUGGUGCGGGAGGCUCACAUGACGUCGCUGCAUGGAGGCCCCCAGUUGACCCGUAGCCUACUCCUCCAAAGGGUAUGGAUCCUCCGGGCCAACUCCCUCAUUCGAGCCGUGAUCCACAAGUGCGUGACCUGCGCACGAUUCCGAGGCGCUACAGCGGCGCAGCAAAUGGGACAGCUGCCAGCGGAACGCGCCCGCCCGGGUCGGCCCUUCCAGUCCGCCGGCGUUGACUACGCCGGCCCCGUGUUCCUCCGGACUACAAAAGGCCGCGGCCACAAGGCCGUCAAAGGCUAUAUCUGUCUGUUUGUGUGCUUGUCCUCCAAGGCCAUACACUUGGAAGCCGUCUCUGACUUAUCCUCUGCUUCAUUUUUAGCCGCAUUCAAGCGAUUCACGGCCCGUCGGGGCCACUGCCGACUUCUGAUAAGCGACAAUGGGACCAAUUUCCGCGGGGCCGCCAAGGAGCUGCGCGCAAUGUUUAAGGCAACCUCCAGCUUCUACCAUGCUAGCGCCGCGGACUUGGCCAACCACGGCACAGAAUGGUCGUUCAUCCCCCCCGGGGCGCCCCACUUCGGAGGGUUGUGGGAAGCCGGCGUCAAGUCAGUGAAAUACCACCUACGGAGCGUGCUCGGGGAGCACAAACUCACCUUCGAGGAGAUGGCGACACUGCUGUCCCAAGUUGAGGCCUGCCUUAACUCGCAGCCUCUGUACGCGCUGAGCAACGACCCGUCGGAUCUGUCCGCGCUGACCCCGGGCCAUCUGCUCGUUGGCGAGCCACUUGUAAACAUACCGGAGCCUUCCCUGCUGGGCGCUGACGUGAACCGACUGCCAUCACGAUGGGCCUUGGUCUCUAUGCGCGACCACUUCUGGAGUCGUUGGUCGAGAGAAUACGUGCACCAUCUACAGCAACUCAAAAAAUGGAGGAGGACAUCGCCGAACCUCGAAGUGGGCACGCUCGUACUCCUCAAGGACAAACUGCAGCCCCCCGCCAAAUGGGCGCUAGCGCGAGUCACCGCCCUUCAUCCCGGCUCCGACAGGCUG